AAGAUUUGUUUCAGCAUUUCAUUAGUGGGUCUAUCUUUGAACGUUUUUUAUCUAAGAAUUUGUUAUUUUGUAUAAGUUUUUCAUUCCAUGAUCGCCUUUUUUUUUGUCAUAAAUUAGAUUUUAGCAAAAUGGGUUUUUCUUGAAAGUCUCCAUAUAUGGUUUUUUUUCCCCUGCAUUUUUGGAAUGCUUAUGUGGGUUUUAGUAUUUUAUUUAUUUAUUUAUUUAUUUAUUUUCAGUCUUAAGAUGCAAUUUUAGUGUUAUACAUAUAUAUGCAUUUAUUUAAAAACUUCAGAAGGAAAAAAAGUCAAGGUAGGAUGAAUUUGAUAUGCGUGUUCUGGUUAUUGGAUUUUAGAUUCUAUUUCAAAAAGUUUUAAAAGGACUCACAAAAUGAAUGUAAGUUUUUAUUUGCAUUUUAUUUAUUUUUGUAUUUCUAUCUUUUUCAUGCUUUUUUUUUUUUUUUUUUCAAUGCAAUCAAUAAGCACAGUGAAGGAUGAAAUUAAUCGCUUACAUUUCAUGUCGAUUCGAUAAAUUAGUCUUAUAUUUGAAGUUGCUUGAGGAUUCUAAUUAGCAUUUGUACUCUUCUUUAAACCCGGUUUCGUUUUUUCCUUUUUUAUUAUCUCUUUCUUUUUUGUUGGGAAAUGUAAAAGGUCAAAAAUAAAGUACAACAAAUUUUGAUGCUUCUUUUUUUAUUUUCUUCUUCUUCUUCUUUUAUUUUCAUUUUAUGUUUUGAAUGUUAAUGGUAUUCGUUUACCUGACGAACAUCGAAUGUACAGCUGAAUAAUGACUUUAACUAAGUUAACAAAAUCAAAAGCCCUGUUCUGAUCCGGUUAUCAGGCCAUUAUAUGAGUUAGACACAAGUUCUCUUGAAGAUAUUCUGCCUGAGAUUCCAAUGUGGGUGAAAAACCCCGACUAUGAUCGACUAGAUUGGCUAAACAAGUUUAUCCUGCAAAUGUGGCCUUACCUCGAUACGGCAAUUUGUUGUAGAAUAAGAAACAUGGCACCGUCCAUUUUUGCAGAGUAUAUUGGGAAGUUUAAUAUUGAGGCAAUUGAGUUUGAAAAUCUGAGUCUUGGAACUCUUCCUCCAAAAAUCUAUGGUUUAAAAUUUUACAAGACCAAUGAGAAACAACUAGUCAUGGAACCUAUAUUUAAAUGGGCUGGCAAUCCUAACAUUGUUCUGGUAGUAAAAUUAUUGUCUCUAAGAAUUAAAGUCCAGUUAGUAGAUUUGCAAAUAUUUGCGUCUCCACGGAUUAAUUUGAAACCUCUUGUUCCUUCCUUCCCUUGUUUUGCAAACAUUGCAGUUUGUUUGAUGGAAAAGCCACAUGUAGAUUUUGGCAUGAAAGUAUUAGGAGGGGAUUUAAUGUCUAUACCUGGCCUCUAUCGGUUUAUUCAGGAAACUAUCAAAAGACAAAUUGCAAGACUAUACCUUUGGCCCCAAACUCUUGAAAUUCCUAUUCUUGAUGCUUCAACAGUUGCUGUUGUGAAGCCUGUGGGGAUACUACAUGUGAAGGUUGUUCGGGCACUGAAACUUUUGAACAUGGACUUCUUGGGAACUUCUGAUCCUUAUGUCAAACUCAGCUUUAGUGGAGAGAGACUGUCUGCAAAGAGGACAACAGUCAAGAUGAAUAACUUGAAUCCUGAAUGGAACGAGAAGUUCAAGCUUAUUGUGAAGGAUCCUCAAUCUCAAGCUCUUGAGUUACAAGUGUAUGACUGGGACAAGGUUGGGAGACAUGACAGGUUAGGAAUGCAGUUAGUUCCCCUAAAACUGCUAACACCCAAUGAGACAAAAGAAUUCACAUUGGAUCUGGUCAAGAAUACAAAUAUGAAUGAUCCUCAAAACAAAAAGCGUAGAGGGAAAAUUGUGGUGGAGAUGACUUUUGUUCCUUUCAAACCAGACAGCAUCAAGUUCAAUGAAUCUUGGGAUGGAAAUGGCAAGAUGGAAAGCAGAACAAGUAGAUCAUUGGAUGAUGAGGCCCUGGGUAAAGCAGGUUUACUUUCGGUCAUGAUCCUAGGAGCUGAGGAUGUAGAAGGGGAGCAUCACAACAAUCCUUAUGCUUUGAUUCGCUAUAGAGGAGAAACGAAGAAAACUAAGAUAAUGAGAAGAACUCGUGACCCGGUUUGGAACGAAGAGUUUCAGUUUAUGCUUGAUGAGCCUCCAUUGCACGACAAGAUUAGUGUGGAGGUCAUGAGCAGCAGGACAGGACUUAGUCUUCGAUCGAAGGAAUCAUUGGGAUACAUUGAAAUUAAUCUCACUGAUGUCGUACACAAUGGACGCAUCAAUGAAAUAUACCAUCUUAUUGAUUCAAAAAAUGGGAAAAUUCAUAUAGAGAUAAGCUGGAAUGUGACUUGAAGCUUUGUAUUUGGUUCAUGAUAUCUUGCCAAGAAGAAUUUUUAACCACAAAGGACUGCAGGAGUAAAAUGAGAUACAGAAAAAGAAAGCAUAGCAAUUUUUCUUUUUCUUUUUUUUUGGGUCAUAUUUUUGUUAUAAUAUUUUCAAUCUAGAGUCUUUUAUAGCAAAGUGGGGUUAUCAUAAUUUUUAUACAAUGAAAAUUUUUCAUAAAGCUUGGCAGAUCAUUAUAUAACUCUGCAAGUGUUAAAAGAUUUUGUUGAAUGUAUUGUAUGUGAAUUUUUAGACAAGUGGAUUUCAAUUGGCUUUAAAGUGUAUACGAUUGUUUAUAUGUCUAUCUUGCAUAAUAUGAGGCUUUUGUCCAAAUUGUUUGA
This is a messenger RNA of Ziziphus jujuba (common jujube), 2718 nucleotides long. Its product is annotated as synaptotagmin-3. Gene Ontology annotation, molecular function: lipid binding. Lineage: Eukaryota; Viridiplantae; Streptophyta; Magnoliopsida; Rosales; Rhamnaceae. The record is from RefSeq and is a predicted model, not a curated record. The coding region runs from base 890 to 2347 and encodes 485 amino acids. The transcript is spliced from 12 exons. Gene Ontology annotation, cellular component: endoplasmic reticulum.